Hyalella azteca is the source of this 3727-nucleotide messenger RNA. RefSeq names its product serine/threonine-protein kinase fused (gene fu). Gene Ontology annotation, molecular function: protein kinase activity; ATP binding. The coding region runs from base 819 to 3104 and encodes 761 amino acids. Gene Ontology annotation, biological process: protein phosphorylation. Gene Ontology annotation, cellular component: cytoplasm. The record is from RefSeq and is a predicted model, not a curated record. NCBI's taxonomy places the organism in Eukaryota, Metazoa, Arthropoda, Malacostraca, Amphipoda, Hyalellidae. The transcript is spliced from 2 exons.
UCAGACAAAUCCGGUAGUAUUUUUAUAUGUAUAAAAAUAUUCUAAAAUUGUGUGCUGCUAGUGUCCGGCCAGACCGCGGAGGAGUGCUACUGCACUAGGGGAUUCGCAACCCUCCGGUCCUCUCAUGCGACUGCGUUUAAUUAAAUGGUCAGCAUAUUGUCUAAAAUAAUUACUGAUAAAUUAAGCGAAUCCAUUUUCGAAUGUUUAGCUGGUCUGAGAAAAUUGUGUGUUUGGAGCUUGGGCUAUUCAUUUUUUAUUGCUUACAUUUUCAAGCGGGUUAAAAAUUUCAAGGGGGUUUAUUGAACCAUUUUUAUUUGUCACAAGGAAGUGCACUCGCUACUUGCCGAGUAGCGACUCGGCAUCCGAAAAGACUGAAGCCUUUUCAGUUUUCUAUUAAUUUUUGACAAAAUAGUAUUGUUGUUUUAGUUGCAUACAGUUUUUAGUUAUGUACAAUAAUACAAUUGUCACCCACUUCUUUGUUAAGAUCCCGGGUUUCAUUGUUGUCAAUCUUGAAAUAUAAAGUAUUCCGGUCAAUUAAAUUGUCCUCAUUUUCGUUUGAAAAUUCGCUCGCAACCCAUCAUUAUUGCCGAUAGCUUCCUAGUUUUAUACGCUCGCUCGUGCGAAAGUCAUUUUCAAAUCAUAUUUUACAACUACUAAUACUACUCAUUCUCGAAGUUGAAAUCUUGAACGUUUUUAAAAUUAUUAACAUCAUUGUAUUUUCAUCAGAGUUCUUGAUGUCAUAACUAUUCGUGUUGAUUCAGUCAAGAAAUUUUUCUACAACAUCGUAAACAGCUAUUUUUGAAACACAGGAGACUGCGAUGGGUCGGUACAAAGUGCUUGAGGCCAUCGGAGAAGGUUCGUUCGGGAAAGUAUUUCGAGGCGAAUGUCGCGACACGCAGCGCAUAGUUGCACUGAAAUUCAUCCCGAAACAUUUGAAGGGCGACAGCGAGCUGAUCAGCUUGAGGCGGGAAUGCGAGAUACAGCGUGGCUUAUUCCACCCAAACAUCGUGCUCAUGCUAGACUCGUUUGAGACUGAACGCGAGGUGGUGGCCGUAAGCGAGUAUGUCCCGCAGCAGCUGUGUGCGUUGCUGCAGGCUAACGGGGCGUUAAACGAAGUCAUGGUUCGCGGUAUAGCGUGUAAUUUGGUAUCUGCUUUGUAUUACCUCCACUCUCACCGAAUUGUUCACCGAGAUAUAAAGCCCCAGAAUAUCUUACUCACUGAAUCUGGUACUGCUAAGUUGUGUGACUUCGGGUUUUCAAAAAAGAUGGAAAUCAAUACGUAUGUAUUGGAAUCGAUUAAAGGCACGCCGCUGUACAUGGCUCCAGAGUUGAUAGAACAACAACCUUACGAUCAAAAGGCUGACUUAUGGUCUCUUGGAUGCAUUUUAUUCGAGUUACUGACGGGGACUCCUCCAUUCUGCACCAAUUCUAUUGUCCAUCUCAUUGAGAUGGUCCGCACAAAACCCGUCCAGUGGCCUACUGGCUGUUCUAGGAACUGUGUUGAUUUUCUGCAAGGCCUACUCCAGAAAGACCAGGACAAACGUUUAGAGUGGCCUGAUGUUCUUCAGCAUCCGUGGGUGUCAACUGGUAUAACGGUUGUGCCACACAAUCCCCGAAUAGCGUCUCUCACUUCUCCUCUGACGCAGUCGCAGCAGCAAGUCAAGGAACACCAGAAACAACAGCUCGUCCUUCGUAACAUGGGCCAGCCGAACCUCUUACCGAAGGCUUUAUCCCGAAAAUACUUCAGCGAGGCGCAAGUUGUGCCUGACCUAGAGGCAAUGAAGCUGGAUGCACCAAAAGACAAUACAACUGGAGUUGCCUGUCAGUCCCGAGUAAAAGAAAGUAUCUUCGGAGAAAAGUUGUCUUCGUCGCUCAAUAAUCUUCCUAAAAUUAGUUCACCCGAAGUUUUGCAAGAUACAACCGAAAAUAAGCAAACCCUCACGUGGUUUCCUCACGGUAGCGCAACCAGCAAUGCUUCUGCUCAACGAGAAAUUGAAUGCAUGUCGGGCACUGAAAUCAAGCAAUCUGAGGGCAAAGAUUAUAAUUCAGCAGAAAAUAUUCAAUGUACCGCUGAUAGAAAGUCUUCUGGUACUUCCAGGCGAGACAGUAGAGUAUCAUCGGAAUUAUUAGACGACAAAACAGAAAAUUUGAGUGUCGCUCCAACUGUUACGCAGUCAAUGAAGAAAACCGAAACUUUGGGGUUGGCCGCUAUUGAAUCAGAUAUUCAGGAAGAAGAAUGGAUCCACUUUCUCCAUCAAACAAUUGCCGAUGUUAUGGGCGGAAAUUUCGAUGUGUAUACGCAGCCAGGAGAACUUGCCAUGUUUGUGUCUCCUUUGAGGAAUUCUACAUGCCCACUUCAAGUCGCCGAAAAAAUUGCUAUAUUUUUUAUGUUGCCAUUCGUUCUAAAACCAGAUGAAGACGUUUUAUCUGAGAUCUGUAAUGGCUAUUUACAACAUAAGGUUGUUUGCAACUUGAUUUACGCGUGCAAGCAAGUAAAGAAAGAAUCUCCUGCUUCAACCGUCUCUGACGACCUAGAGAAAGAGCAAAUCGAGGCCAUUAAUCAGAUGCUAUUAGUCGUGUGCCACUUGGUUCACCUGGACCAACCUUUGAGUACCAGAUUUCUGAACCAGUUGUGUGAAGCAAUAUGCGUACUCGAGUGCCAAACAAUCCUUGGACAGUGUCUUUUGUGUUCAGCGGCAUCAUCACAACUGCUUGCUAGUAUACUGGCUAUAAUGACGCAAAUUUUACGGAGUGACGACCCGUCUCCGGGAGUAGAGUUGGACGGGAUAGUGCGGUCGAUUAUAGCGGCCGCCGCUCCUGUCUCGGCUACUGAACAGAAUUCAGAGGAAACCGCCCUACGAUUCCUGCUCAUGUCCCUAUUGACGCACACCGCUGCUUUGGUGCGGAGUCGUUGCAGUACUCUACUGGCGCACCUAACUUCUCGUUGCAGCGCCCUGGUGUCGCGGUCGCUGGCAGGACAGCACAAGGUGCUGUGUGAUCUCAUUAACCUCGAGAACGAUCCCAACCGCAGCGUGUGUAAAGCUGCGUCAUUUGCCCUCACUCGACUGCAGCAACACACGACGCUCCUCAAGCAGCCAGCAUAAUAAAAACCAUCCAGUCUGCAGUUUUUAUUAUAAAACAUUAAUUAUAACGUACAAAUUGAACGUCUACAGGGUAAAUUGUAACAACUUUAAUACGUAGAUGGUUAUGACUUGCCUUUUGAGACAUAAUUCUCAAAAUUUCGUGAGCUAUAGAAUAUCUUCAUUGCCGUUUCUCUUUAGUAGCUUAGUUCUGCGUGAUCAGCGUUAGUCUUGACCAGUUCAACUGAACUGUAACUAGUUCAUUUAUGAACUAAAUUCAUAGGGAUAUAAUUAAUUAUCCUUGCGUUUCUUGUGGCCUAAACCAGCAAAAUAUUAGUUAUUCUGACGGAAACCAUAAGUUCGUUUGGAAAUACUCAUAAGACUUUUACGUUUUUAGCAACUCUCUAUUGUAUUACCAGGGAAGCGCCGUAUUACAUCUACUGAAGUGGCGCAAUCUUGAGUACAAAGAUUGCAAAAAUUCAUGAACUGCAAAUAAUUUCUUACUAAUCCUCUUAUUUUGUAUUUGGUUUAAUGAAUACCGAGAUGUUAGAAGAAUUUUUUCCGCACCAGAGUAUCAUAACUAAUCUAACUGAAUGAUUUGUUAUCCUGAAGAUAUAUAUAUGAAAAUAUACUAUGUUUUUCAAGUC